Kickxella alabastrina is the source of this 621-nucleotide messenger RNA. RefSeq lists its product as uncharacterized. The transcript is spliced from 2 exons. Bases 73 to 621 code for a protein of 182 amino acids. Lineage: Eukaryota; Fungi; Kickxellomycota; Kickxellomycetes; Kickxellales; Kickxellaceae. The record is from RefSeq and is a predicted model, not a curated record.
CAUUCACUUUUUUAUUUGCUUUUAUUAUUCAUCCAUUGGCAUUCCACCUCCCCCCUCCUCUCAGCUGUUACAAUGCUAUUCAGCCACCUACAUCCUUAUAAAAUCACGAGCAUCAUUCGACACUCACGCACACUGAUAACAGGCAGCAUUUUCAUCCGCGACCUUCCUGCUCACCACAGCCACCAAACACUCACUGAUGCAGCGCACAAACACGGUCAUAUCUACGGCAUCUGGAUCUCCACGUCCCCACCAGCUUCAACCAUACCGCUGACAAACUCGCGCCGAAAAACAUCCCGGCGGCAUCGCCCAGCGGCCAUCCGCAUAACAAACCAACCGGUACCUGCAACCCUCCAAGAAAUAUCCAAACUCCCACCGCACACACAAGAAGAAGCCGAUCAAAUGCAACGGGCACUGUCUGACAUUGUCCGGUAUCUUGGUGAGCGCGGGGUGGUGGCGGUGGCAGUGCCAAAGUUCCCGGAUAUGUUCCAGAGCGGAGCUCAAAAGGCCCUGGGAUUGGGCGCUGGAACAAGGCUGUUUGAUAAGCGCACGACGGAUCGUCCGAGGUUUACAAAGGGAUUGGUCGACGGAUACCAUGAUGUUGUUGAAGGAGGCGGCAGAUAG